GAAAUGUUGAUGAGUUCACACUGUGAUACCCACUUUGAUGACCGUAACAGAAGAUUUCAAAAGCUCUACAGUGCUGAACCCAACUCCAAGGUUUCUUUCUCUCUCUGUUUCUCUCAUUUCUCAAGACAGGAACUAACAUACACAAUUACACACGCACGCACUCAUUCACUCUCUCACUUUCUUCUAAAUUUUUUUGAGUCUCUGAGAGUGUACUAAUACCCAAGCUGGCAUGAGCCAAAUGGCAGUUGUCGGCUUUAUAGUUCCGCAACAGCAGCAGAAGCACAGAAGACGGGGAGCUGUAACCAGCAACACCCACCGUCCCCUUUUUCACCAUCAGAGACCUUUUUAAAUCUUUAAGCCAUCAUCCAUACCUCUUGUUAUCUAUUGCCCCCACCCAACUUUUACGGACAUGGAUAGGAGGAGCUUAGAGUAGAGAGAGACCCACAUCACAUGGAGAUGAGUACUAGCUCUGUAGCUUUGUCUGGGGCUUCUGGUUCGUCCGAUUCUAUCAAUGGGUUAACAUUCGGCAAGAAAAUCUACUUUGAAGAUGUGGGUAUUGGAAUUCCUGCCAAAUCAGGUUGUGGGUCGUCGUCAUCAUCGGUAUCGGUUCCUCAGCAGCCGAUGGCAGCGCCGACGAAGAAGGGGAGAGGGGUUGUGCAAGGUGGGCAGCCUCCUAGGUGCCAGGUUGAGGGGUGUAAGGUGGAUCUGAGCGGUGCCAAGGCUUAUUAUUCCAGGCACAAAGUUUGUGGGAUGCACUCCAAGUCUCCUAAAGUCAUCGUUGGAGGUUUGGAGCAGAGGUUCUGUCAGCAGUGUAGCAGGUUUCAUCAGCUACCUGAAUUUGACCAAGUAAAGCGGAGUUGUCGUAGACGUUUGGCAGGGCAUAAUGAGCGUCGGAGAAAGCCACCACCUAGCUCUUUAUUAGCUUCACGCUGUGGGCGGUUGUCGUCGUCUCUCCAUGAAGCCAGCGGUAGAGUUGGAGGCUUUCUCAUGGAUUUUACAACGCACUCAAGGCUACCUACGAGGGAAGUAUGGACGACGGCAAGAGAUGGUGAUCGGGUAUCUGGCAACCAGCCCAUGGGUAUGGGGAAGUUAUUUCCCCAUCAAUGGCAAGGGAACUCAGAAAGUCGACCAGCUAAUGCCUUCUCUCAUAUGUCCCACACGUAUAUGCAAGUUUCAGCAGGUGGAACAGCCUUCACCAAUGCUGGAAUUCCUCCAGAUGAAUGCUUUGCAAGAGUCUCUGACUCCAGCUGUGCUCUCUCUCUUCUGUCAACUCAGCCGUGGGGCUCCAGAAACCAAGCAUCCGGUCUUGAAGUGGACAACUUUAAAGAUGCGGAAGGAGCUCCAGUGGUUCAAUCAAUGGCACCACAUGGUGCUAUAGCAAGUAAUUUAACAAGAAACACUUGGAGUUUCAAGGGCAAUGCAGCCAGUAAUAGUCGUUCACAACAAAUGCCACGUGAUCUGGGCAUGGGACAACUCUCACAAUCUGUGAAUAGUCAGUUCUCUGAUGAGCCUGAGUUAGCUCCACAGGGGAACCGUCAAUACUUUGGUCUAGGAAGCACCAGAGGAUGUGGCUCUUCCAAUAACCAGAUGCACUGGUCCCUCUAGAGAUUCUGCAGCAGACACUAUGCUUAGAAUUUUUGGAUUACUUCUGACCAUUCUCCAGGUUUGCAUGGAAUGUGAUAUUUCUAUUUUGUGCUACUACUGACUCUUAAAAUUCACUAGUGAAUAUUCUGAGUUUAAAUCUAGUGGCUGUGUUUGUAGUAUCGGGAAAGAGGACCCUUGUCUUUUUAUUACUGAACUAACGAUGAUGUCGGAGGCUAUGGUGGUUUGAAACAAUAUCAUUUAGACUUUAUAUUGGAUGGUAUUCCCAGUAUUAACUUAAAUUGUGGAACA
Messenger RNA from Telopea speciosissima, 1893 nucleotides. RefSeq names its product squamosa promoter-binding-like protein 14. Lineage: Eukaryota; Viridiplantae; Streptophyta; Magnoliopsida; Proteales; Proteaceae. The record is from RefSeq and is a predicted model, not a curated record. The transcript has 4 exons. Bases 451 to 1605 code for a protein of 384 amino acids. Gene Ontology annotation, molecular function: DNA binding. Gene Ontology annotation, cellular component: nucleus.